Didymodactylos carnosus is the source of this 741-nucleotide messenger RNA. The record is from the annotation of a GenBank genome assembly. NCBI's taxonomy places the organism in Eukaryota, Metazoa, Rotifera, Eurotatoria, Philodinida, Philodinidae.
AUGCCUGAAAGUACUUCAACGUCGUCAUCCACUGUCCACUUUCCCAAAGUAUUGUGGGCGCAACAAAAGGACAGUAUUUUGUUAACCGUGGCUGUUCCCGAUAUCGAUAAAGUUGAUUGUAAAUUCGAAGAAGAUAGUUUAUAUUUCCAUGGACAAGCAUCGGAUAAAACAAACAUUAUUUAUGAAGUCAAAAUUGAUUUAUAUGAAAAAAUUGAUCCAUCAACUUCAAAAUAUGAUUUAAUCGGACAAAAGUUUUGGCGGAUACUAUUAAAAAAGAAAGAUGCUAAUUCGUCGUUUUGGCCUCGAUUAACAAAAGAUAAACAAAAAUUACAUUGGCUCCAGACAGAUUUUGAUCAUUGGGUUGACGAAAAUGAUGAAGAAGAGGAAGCUCCAAAUGGAAUGCCAGGCGGUAACAAUUUCGCUGAUAUGUUUGGAGGUGGAAUGCCAGGUAUGGGUGGUAUGGGUGGUAUGGGCGGUAUGCCGGGAAUGGGUGGUAUGCCUGGAAUGGGCGGAUCUGAUGAUGAAGAAGAUAUGGGAGAUGAGCACGAUUCAGAUGACGAAGAAUUUGGAGGUGACAAACCAACAACAGAAACAAGUGAACACGAUACUAAUUCAACGGUAGACGACAAAGACAUUUUAAGGGCUCGUACUGGGAAAGGUGACAAUAGUGAAACAAAAUCAUCAGAAUCAAAUGAACAUGUAAAAACAAGUGAAGAAGCGACAAAAGAACAUGCGGCAUAA